This is a messenger RNA of Penicillium odoratum, 891 nucleotides long. Its product is annotated as SDR family oxidoreductase. NCBI's taxonomy places the organism in Eukaryota, Fungi, Ascomycota, Eurotiomycetes, Eurotiales, Aspergillaceae. The record is from RefSeq and is a predicted model, not a curated record. The coding region runs from base 1 to 891 and encodes 296 amino acids. The transcript is spliced from 4 exons.
AUGCGGGCAAUGCGGGGAAACCACGGAAUUGACGCCGACUCUAUUGACUUACCGAACCCCCUCACCUUUAAAACCUUUAAAACCACCUCAAACUUCCAAAUCAUCUACUCAUAUCAAACAAUCAUGUCUGCCCAAAGCUCAAGACUCCAAGGGAAAGUCGCCAUCGUCACUGGAGCAGGAUCCGGAUUCGGUGCCGCAAUCGCCCGCCGCUUCGGCGAAGAAGGAGCAAAGGUCAUCGUCGCCGAUAUCAACACAGAAGGAGGCGAGAAAGUCGCCGCGCUGAAUCCCUCCGACCUCCUCUUUCAACACGUCGACGUUACACAAGCGGAUAGCUGGAAGGCGGUUGUUGAGCUUGCGUUCUCCAAAUUCGGACGAUUGGAUAUCCUGGUGAAUAACGCGGGGACUACCUACCGGAAUAAGCCCACGACCGAAGUAACCGAAGACGAAUGGGAACGUGUUUUCAAGGUUAAUGUGAAGAGCAUCUACUUGGCUGGAGUGAUUGUUCUUCCUCGUUUGAUCGAACAGGGACAGGGAGGUUCGAUGAUUAAUAUCUCUUCUACGGGGGCGAGUCGUCCGCGGCCUGGGUUGGUUUGGUACAAUGCUUCAAAGGGAGCUGUUACAAAUGCUACGAAGGGUCUUGCGGCGGAAUAUGGUCCGCAUAAUAUCCGGGUGAAUAGUGUUGCGCCUUUACUUUCUGGGACUGGACUUUUCUCUAUGUUUACUGGUAUGGAGGAUACUCCUGAGAAUAGGGAGAAGUUUAUUGGAAAUGUACCACUUGGUCGACUUACCGAGGCGGAUGAUAUUGCCAAUAUGUGUUUGUAUUUGGCUAGUGAUGAGGGGAGCUUCAUCAAUGGUACUGAGAUGGUUGUUGAUGGUGGAAAAUGUAUUUGA